AGGAUUGUUGAAGUUCACUUGUUGUAUUAUUGAUGAAGCUACUCAAUGUAACGAAAUCGAAUCUUUGAUUCCAAUACAAGUAGGAAUUGAUAGAUUUGUUCUGGUUGGUGAUCCACAACAGUUGCCUGCCGUUGUCUGCAAUAAAGAAGCCCAGAAGUUGGGUUAUGGAAAUUCAUUGUUUUCACGCAUUGAUGAUAAUUUAAAAAAUAAAAGAAAUUCCCCAGUACAAAUGCUCACUCAUCAAUAUCGCAUGAAGAGCGAAAUAUGUUAUUAUCCAAACAGAACUUUUUAUGAGGGAAAGUUGAGAUCCUAUCCGGUGAUACACAAUCCAAUAAAACCUGAUCUCAAACCAUAUUUGAUUUUCAAUCUGACCCGAAACGAAAGCAGAGAUACAUCUGAUUAUGUUAAUUCCGAUGAAGUUCAAAUGAUUGGCGUUCUUCUGAAAACAUUGAAGUCAAUCGUGAACUCUGAUUGUGAAUAUACAGUUGGCAUCAUUACUCCCUACAAGGCGCAAAAAGAGAUGGUUUCCCGUGAAAUAUCUAAUAUAAGGAUGCCGUCCAAAGUUUGUGUCACUGUCAAUACUGUCGACAGUUUUCAGGGACUGGAAAAUGACAUAAUCAUCAUCUCCUGUGUGAGAUAUACCACCAAUUACUUCCUUCAAAAUGAGCGUAGAUUGAAUGUGGCGCUUACUCGUGCCAAACAAGCUCUGUAUAUAAUUGGAAAUUAUACUCUAUUCAAGAAUUGUAAACCACUGUAUGACCUUCGAGAAGAUGCUAAAAGAAGAAAAUGUCUCUUAGACAUUACUGAUAAUCCUAAACAUAUUCAGUCAGUACAUAAAUUCAUAGUGAUGGAUUAAGAGGCAUUGCUGUGAUAUUGCUCAUUAGUCAUUUGUGUGGAA
Molecule: messenger RNA, 898 nt
Organism: Leptinotarsa decemlineata (Colorado potato beetle)
Lineage: Eukaryota; Metazoa; Arthropoda; Insecta; Coleoptera; Chrysomelidae
Product: probable helicase senataxin
Biological process (GO): termination of RNA polymerase II transcription
Cellular component (GO): nuclear body
Molecular function (GO): protein binding; helicase activity; transcription termination site sequence-specific DNA binding
Source: RefSeq, a predicted model, not a curated record